AGUUCAGUUGGUUGUAGGAUUCUAGUCAACUGCCCUUUGGAUAAAACAAUGGGUAGAGUAAUACUAUGUUCCUCUUGAAAACAAGUUGCCUCUUUUCUUAUCUCUAGUUCUAGCAGACUCUGUGGAGAAGAAAGAGAAGAGCGUUGAAGAUGGCAGGUGGAUCUUUGGCUCCAUCCGGUGUAGCCAAGGAGAGAGCACAGCAAUACCAAGGAAAGGUCACCUGUUAUGUAAUCAUUUCUUGUGUUGCUGCUGCCAUUGGCGGGUCGAUCUUUGGCUAUGACAUUGGAAUUUCAGGAGGGGUGACGUCAAUGGAUGGAUUUCUUCACAAAUUCUUCCCAGUAGUGUACCGGCAUAAGAUGCAUGCUCAUGAGAACAACUACUGCAAAUACAACAACCAAGGUCUAGCAGCAUUUACAUCUUCACUGUAUCUAGCCGGCCUAGUGGCAUCUCUUCUGGCAUCCCCCAUCACUCGGAAGUAUGGUCGUAAGGCAAGCAUAAUGUGCGGUGGAAUUAGCUUUAUCGUUGGAGCAACAUUGGAUGCUUCAGCUGUAAACCUCACAAUGCUCAUCUUGGGUAGGAUCAUGCUCGGCGUUGGCAUAGGAUUCGGGAAUCAGGCGGUUCCGCUAUAUUUGUCAGAAAUGGCACCGGCACAUCUUCGAGGAGGCCUAAACAUGAUGUUUCAGUUGGCAACAACAUUAGGAAUCUUCACAGCAAACAUGAUCAACUAUGGAACAGAGAAGCUCCGGCCAUGGGGAUGGAGGCUUUCCCUGGGCCUGGCUGGAGCACCAGCUCUUCUGAUGACAGUGGGAGGAAUAUUUCUUCCAGAGACACCCAACAGCUUAAUUGAACGGGGAUAUACAGAAAAGGGAAGAGAAAUUCUUGAGAAAAUCAGGGGAACCAAGAAUGUUCAUGCAGAGUUACAAGACAUAACUGAUGCAAGUGAGUUAGCAAACUCAAUUGAGCAUCCCUUCAGAAACAUCCUUGAAAAGAGGAGCAGGCCGCAAUUAGCCAUGGCAAUCUUCAUGCCUACCUUCCAGAUACUUACUGGCAUCAAUUCGAUUCUCUUCUAUGCUCCAGUUUUGUUUCAGAGCAUGGGAUUUGGGGGGAAUGCUUCUCUGUAUUCUUCUGCCUUGACUGGAGCAGUUCUGGCUUCAUCUACUGUAGUCUCUAUUGCAACAGUCGAUAAAUGGGGUCGAAAAGCUUUACUCAUUGGCGGAGGAAUUCAAAUGAUUGUGUGCCAGGUUACAGUGGCAAUAAUAUUGGGCUUCAAAUUCGGCAGCGAUAAGGAGCUCUCAAAAGGCUUAUCAAUUCUGGUGGUGGUUGUGAUCUGCCUCUUCGUUGCAGCUUUCGGGUGGUCAUGGGGUCCUCUAGGAUGGACAGUGCCAAGUGAGAUCUUUCCACUGGAAAUCAGAUCGGCUGGCCAGAGCAUCACAGUGGCUGUGAACCUAUUCUUCACUUUUGUCAUAGGCCAGUCUUUCCUUUCCCUCCUCUGUGCAUUCAAAUUUGGGAUUUUUCUCUUCUUUGCCGGCUGGAUCACUGUGAUGACAGUCUUUGUCUACCUGUUCCUGCCUGAAACCAAGGGAGUCCCCAUUGAAGCGAUGAUAUUCUUGUGGAGAAAGCAUUGGUUCUGGAAGAGAGUUGUACCUAGAUGUCCAGAUGUCAACGGCAGUUCCUAAACAGAAAGUAACUCUAUAAAUGUGAAAAACAAACUACUUAUCCAUUAACAUUACCCCCGGCCGCUAGUUAACUUGGAUAAGUAGGGAUGUGAAACAGGGUAGAUAAACGGGUGUGUUCUGUAAACUAUAUGCCAUACCUGCUGGUACUUUUGGACCAUCUCAUAAAAUUUCUCCACGUGAAAAUGGUAUUGAAAUUUCAUUUCAUCA
Molecule: messenger RNA, 1883 nt
Organism: Diospyros lotus (date-plum)
Lineage: Eukaryota; Viridiplantae; Streptophyta; Magnoliopsida; Ericales; Ebenaceae
Product: sugar carrier protein A-like
Exons: 4
Coding region: 150-1676 (508 amino acids)
Biological process (GO): monosaccharide transmembrane transport
Cellular component (GO): membrane
Molecular function (GO): monosaccharide transmembrane transporter activity
Source: RefSeq, a predicted model, not a curated record